Molecule: messenger RNA, 351 nt
Organism: Caenorhabditis briggsae
Lineage: Eukaryota; Metazoa; Nematoda; Chromadorea; Rhabditida; Rhabditidae
Exons: 4
Coding region: 1-351 (116 amino acids)
Biological process (GO): fatty acid biosynthetic process
Cellular component (GO): mitochondrion
Molecular function (GO): acyl binding; acyl carrier activity
Source: RefSeq, a predicted model, not a curated record
AUGUCCAGGUUGAUGGUCCCUUCGGUGAACUACAUCCAAACUAGAGGAAGCAAAAUUGAAGUAUUCGGCCCGUUCGAUCCACCAAAGCAACUCACAUUCAAGCAGGUGGAAGAGCGUGUUUUGAAAGCAGUGCGUUCAUGGGAUCGUUUCCCUGCUGAUAAGGAAUCACUUCUCAAGCUUGACGCCGAUUUGAGCAAGGAUUUCGGUUUCGAUUCAUUGGACCAGGUCGAGAUCGUGAUGGCGUUGGAGGAUGAGUUCGGAUUCGAGAUUCCACUACAAGAUUCUGACAAGUUCAAGACCAUCCGUGACGCAUUCAAGUACAUCUGUGAGCGAGAGGACGUCUACGAGUAG